CAGAAAAGAAAAGAAAAACUGCUACUAACAGGGAAAUGGAGCAGUUGCUUAAUUUAGUCCAAGCGAGAGGAAAUAGAAGGGCAUUUUUGGUAAUUAAAGACGGAACAAGCCACUGCAACAAGCAAGCUCCCCUCUUCCCCUCCAUUAGCUGCAGUACGAUUUGCUUUAAAAUCUCUCUCCAAACAGUCCAAACAGUACCAAAGAAAAAAAAAGUUCGAUAAAUCUCUCCAUUUUUUUUUGUUUAUUUGAUUGGUUUUGCUUUUCCCGUAGUCAUUGUUGCUGAGUUUGAACAUUUUUGAAAUUUGAUUGUCUUCUUAGCUUUAGCUGCUGCGACAGUCAAGUGAGCAAUAGUGAAGUUAUCGAUUUAUAAGCCAUCUCUUUGAAGGGUUUGAUAUUGCUUUGAAGAAAUGCUUGUGUCUGCUUUACUCACAUCUGUGGGAAUAAAUUCCGGCCUCUGCGUAUUGUUCUUCAUAUUGUAUUCGAUAUUGAGGAAACAGCCAAGUAAUUAUGAAGUUUAUAUACCACGCUUGCUUGCUGACGGGAAUUCUAAGCGGAGAACUGGUUUCAACCUAGAAAGACUAAUACCAUCUCCUGGUUGGGUGAAAAGGGCAUGGAAGCUUUCUGAAGACGACCUCUUGUCAACAUCUGGCUUAGAUGCUCUCGUCUUUAUGCGUGUUAUAACCUUUAGUUUAAGAGUAUUUUUGUUCGCUGGGGUUAUUGGGAUAUUUGUUCUUCUCCCAGUUAAUUGCACAGGAGAUCAGCUAAACAAUAUUGAUUUUGCUGAUUUGACAAAUAAUUCUUUGGAUUUGUUUACCAUUUCCAAUCUAGAAAGUGGCUCAAAAAGGUUAUGGGCUCACUUUUCUGCUGUGUAUCUUGUCACUGCAUUUGUUUGCUAUCUACUCUAUUAUGAAUAUAAAUAUAUAACUGCUAAAAGGAUUGCUUAUUUUCACUCAACCAAACCUCAGCCUCAUCAAUUCACCAUCUUAGUACGCAGUAUACCUGUUUCUGCUGGGAGCAGUGUUAGUGAGAGUGUUGAAAGAUUUUUUUUGGAGUAUCAUCCUUUCACAUACCUGUCACAUAUGGUUGUUCAUCGAACAAGUAAACUUCAAAGUCUCAUUAAAGAUGCAAAAAAAUUGUAUAAAAGGCUUACCCACUUACAAUCAGAUCCAAAUCAGCAGAAGUAUAGGCAUAUUGGGUUGUUUGGACACAAGGUUGAUCUGGUGGAUCAUUAUGGAAAGAAAUUAGAAGACAUAGAGGAGAAUCUGAGAUUAGAGCGAUCUGAAGUUUCAUUGGCAGCAGAAGAAGUUGGAGCAGCGUUUGUCUCUUUCAAGACUCGUUAUGGUGCUGCAGUUGCUUUCCACAUGCAACAAUCAACUAAUCCAACACAGUGGGUUACAGAACAAGCUCCUGAGCCACAUGAUGUCUACUGGCCUUUCUUUUCAUCAUCAUUCAUGAAAAGAUGGCUUUCUAAGAUUGUUGUUAUUGUUGCAUGUAUUUUCCUGACAAUUCUAUUCCUUAUUCCUGUUCUGGUUGUGCAAGGUCUUACUAACCUUAAUCAGUUGGAAAUUUGGUUUCCAUUCUUGAAAAGCAUUCUGACCAUAACUUUCAUCAGUCAGGUAAUUACAGGGUAUCUUCCCAGCCUUAUACUUCAGUUGUUUCUUAAGAUUGUGCCACCAAUAAUGGAAUUUCUUUCCACCAUUCAAGGAUACAUAUGUCACAGUGAUAUUGAGAAAAGUGCAUGUAACAAAGUGCUCUGGUUCACAAUAUGGAACAUAUUUUUUGCAACUGUAUUUUCUGGAUCAGUUUUAUAUCAGGUUUCUAUCAUCCUUGAACCAAAGAAUAUUCCUGCAAGGCUUGCUGUUGCUGUUCCUGCACAGGCAUCUUUUUUCAUUGCUUACGUCGUAACAUCUGGAUGGACGAGUACCUCAUCAGAACUUUUUCGCAUAAUUCCUUUUAUUUGCAGUCUUAUAAGAAGACCUUUCAGUUGUUGCUCAGAUGAAGAAUUUGAAGUUCCAGCUAUUCCUUACCACAGAGACCUUCCAAGAAUUCUUUUUUUUGGACUUCUUGGAAUUACAUAUUUCUUCCUUGCACCAUUAAUUUUGCCCUUCCUCUUGGUGUACCUCUGUCUUGCUUAUGUAAUCUAUCGCAACCAGUUUCUAAAUGUAUAUGCACCUAAGUAUGAGACUGCUGGGAAAUUUUGGCCUAUUGUGCACAAUUCGAUGAUAUUUUCUCUUGUACUUAUGCAAGCUAUUGCAGUGGGAAUCUUUACGCUGAAGAAGCUCUCUUUAGCAUCAACUUUAGUUUUUCCUCUUCCUGUCCUCACCCUUCUCUUCAAUGAGUACUGCCGGAAACGUUUCUUGCCAAAUUUCAUUGCUUACCCUGCUGAGGUUUUGAUAAAGAGAGACAGGGAAGAUGGAAAUGAUCCUACAAUGGAAGAAUUCUAUGAUAACUUAGUGACUGCCUAUCAGGAUCCAGCCAUGUUGCCAAUUCAGUUUUCUCCAAAUGUUGACAGUCUUAAUCGCCCUCUUAUAUUGGCUGCCGAAGUUUGACAUUAAGAUCAAGAUGGAAAGCAAAAUCAUGCUGCCAAUAGCUGAAGGUCCAUCUCCUGCACAGGCGAAAACUUUUACCAUCAUGUUAUACUUGAAUUCACUGCUGUUCAGGCAUCUCAUAUCACCAUCGUAUCAUCACAAAGUUAAGACAAAUAGGAAGUCAUCCUCGCGGCACAGUUGCGAUUACCUGGUAUCUCCAAAAUGGUUGAAUUACAUGGUAGAUGAGAUUAUAGCAUGGUAUCUAAGGGAAAAUCUCAAACUAGCAACUCAUUCGUUUCUACACAUACUAUAGUCCCUCAGGUUUAGUUUAACUUUAUUCGACUUAUGAUACUAUCAUAGAGAAUGAAUAGAUUUGUUCUUAUAAUAAGGUAAAAACAUCUUGGGAUCUAUUUAGGGUGUGAGUUAGGAAUAUCUGGGGUGUCUGGCAUUACAGAAAGUCAAACCUGAACUCUCCUUUCUUUCUAGCUUUCUGCAUAAUUUAUUAUUAGUUAUUUGUUUUGUGAAAAUUUUCUAGUGAAAAUGCCAGAGACAAAGUCAAGAGUUCAUUCUUCAUUUAACCUUAAUCCAUACAGUCAUUGAAAGGUAAAAAGCUCUUCUUUUCAUCU
Theobroma umbraticum is the source of this 3154-nucleotide messenger RNA. Its product is annotated as Early-responsive to dehydration stress protein (ERD4). Lineage: Eukaryota; Viridiplantae; Streptophyta; Magnoliopsida; Malvales; Malvaceae. The record is from RefSeq and is a predicted model, not a curated record. Gene Ontology annotation, molecular function: calcium-activated cation channel activity. Gene Ontology annotation, cellular component: plasma membrane.